GUCUUCCAGUACAGGAUUGGCCAGCUGUAUAUGAUCAGCAAGCACAGCCAUGAGCAGAGUGAGCGUGGAGAAGGAGUGGAGGUGGUGCAGAACGAACCCUACGAGGACCCCACACAUGGACAGGGACAGUUCACAGAAAAACGCGUCUACCUCAACAAUAAGCUCCCUAGCUGGGCCAGGGCGGUGGUCCCUAAAAUCUUCUAUGUGACAGAGAAGGCCUGGAACUACUACCCCUACACCAUCACAGAGUACACUUGUUCCUUUCUGCCAAAGUUCUCCAUUCACAUAGAGACCAAGUAUGAGGACAACAAAGGCAGCAAUGACAAUAUCUUUGAUAGCGAGCCCAAAGGGGAGGAGGAGAUAGAGGUGUGCUUAGUGGAUAUCGCCUACGACGAGAUCCCAGAGCGCUACUACAAGGAGUCUGAGGACUUGCGGUACUUUAAAUCAGAGAAGACAGACCGGGGUGUUCUGCAGGAGGGCUGGAUCGACAACCAGGAACCCAUCAUGUGCUCCUACAAACUGGUGACAGUCAAGUUCGAGGUGUGGGGUCUUCAGACACGGGUGGAGCAGUUUGUACACAAGGUUAUCCGUGACGUCCUGCUCCUAGGACACAGACAAGCCUUUGCCUGGGUGGAUGAGUGGAUUGGUGAGUUUGCGUCUUGUCUCUGUCCCAGUUAGUUCACAUGUACGCUCAGAUGUGAGCUAGCUUGUUUAUACUGUGUGUAUAUAUAUUAUUAUUAUUACAUUUAAAAAUAUAUAUAUUUCAUAGUAUUGUAUUUUAUUGAGUAAGGAGAUGGAGAGGGAGGGAGAUGCAGACUAGUGCUGGGGCCAGGAUUCUUACCCACACACUGAGGGGUGGCGUGUAUGUGUGUAUGUGCUGCAGUGGCCCAGUUACCUGCUAGACCAGCCUCUGGCACAUAACUACUAUCUACUUCUAUGUGACCAUGAUCUUCGCUCUGCCUAAUGUAGGACCUAGGCCACGGCACCAAGCACUGCUACUAUCUAUUAUCUGUAUAUUUGAGUUUGUGUUCAUUUGUCUGUUUCUUGAAAGCUAUCUCAAAAUAUCAGUAACUCAUCUAUACAAGCAUUGAUUUGUGUUAAUAACCAUUAUUUUGUAUGAUGUUUUUAGUCUGAGAAUGUAUUGUCUAAACGUGUCUUCACUGUUUCAUUGAUUUGCUUCACUGUUUCAACAUGAGCAAAAGGCUUAUAACAUGGAUCUGUGUGGCCAGGAUGGUCAAACACAAGGUACACUGCAACAAGACUUGAGUUCAAUACUACAGUAUUUAAAAUACCUUAAGCGUUUGCUUUAACCUGCUUGGAGGGCCAGGUGGGCGGGGUUUGUAUUUCCAAUACUUUUUUAUUGGUUCCAAUGAAACAGGCAAGCUCAAUCAACCACAGCUUCAGUAUUUCAAAUCAUUUCUAACGGUAUUUGAAUACACAUCUGACUGAAACUAUACUUCUCACCCUGCUGUUACAUUUGUUAGCAGCCUUUUUUUAGGAAAAAAGACAAUUGAUAGGCCAGACCACUCUUUCGUACAUUUAGAAUUAUGUACUUAACUCUGUACGUUUUUAAAAAAAGCUGACGCAUCACGAUUGUCAUAGAGAAGGAACAUAAACAUUCUUAAUAAUAACAAUAAUACGGAGCUGUGAGGGGAACGGCACCUCAGUACCUUCAGGCUCUGAUCAGGCCCUACACCCAAACAAGGGCACUGCGUUAAUCCACCUCUGGCCUGCUCGCCUCCCUACCACCGAGGAAGUACAGUUCCCGCUCAGCCCAGUCAAAACUGUUCGCUGCUCUGGCACCCCAAUGGUGGAACAAACUCCCUCACGACGCCAGGACAGCGGAGUCAAUCACCACCUUCCGGAGACACCUGAAACCCCACCUCUUUAAGGAAUACCUAGGAUAGGAUAAAGCAAUCCUUCUGACCCCCCCCCCCCCCUUAAAAGAUUUAGAUGCACUAUUGUAAAGUGGCUGUUCCACUGGAUGUCAUAAGGUGAAUGCACCAAUUUGUAAGUCGCUCUGGAUAAGAGCGUCUGCUAAAUGACUUAAAUGUAAAUGUAAAUGAUAAUGAUUCAAUGUAUUUAUAAAUGUUAUUUUUAAUCCCAGGCCCCAGUCCCCGUCAAUGUAAAUAUGAAUUUGUUCUUAACUAGCUUGCCUAGUUAAAUAAAAGUUUAUAAAAAAAAAAAUUAUAAAGCCCAUUUCUCACAACCAAUAUGCUUUCUCGCUGACCUUCAUCAGAGAAGCUCCCACUUGAGAUGUAUCCACUGCAAGAGAAGGAUUCAGAGAGUCUGCACACAGAUACAGAGAGCACUUGACUCAGUGCUGUAUGGGUCAUAGGAUGAGAGAACGUGAGAGCAUGCCGAGAGUCAGUAACUAUUGUAACAGUCCUGACC
Salvelinus fontinalis (brook trout) is the source of this 2394-nucleotide messenger RNA. RefSeq names its product cytoplasmic phosphatidylinositol transfer protein 1-like. Gene Ontology annotation, molecular function: phosphatidylinositol transfer activity; phosphatidylinositol binding. NCBI's taxonomy places the organism in Eukaryota, Metazoa, Chordata, Actinopteri, Salmoniformes, Salmonidae. The annotation marks the transcript as partial. Gene Ontology annotation, cellular component: cytoplasm. Gene Ontology annotation, biological process: phospholipid transport. The transcript has 7 exons. The record is from RefSeq and is a predicted model, not a curated record.